CUGCAUAUCAACAUCAAGCUUCCAUGAAAGGACUGAACUGCUUAUCCUUUCUCGGGUCGAAGGUUGAGGUUCCACCUACCAGGAUGACCUCUCCUGCUCCAACUCUCUUGACACUCCCCCAAGAGAUCCUCCUUCAAAUCUGUGAAUACUCCUUGCCUACCACCAUCUCAGUUGGCAAAAAUAUUUGUCGGCAUGCAGGCCAAAUGCAUAGACCGCACCGCAUCCAUAAAGCUCCUUUCACGUCGCAGAUGCCAACACUAUAUACUUGCCGCCUCCUGAGUCAACUUACCUCAAGCGUGCUUUACACAGUCCCAGCCUAUCAUCUUCACGUCGCAAGCCCGAGUAUCAGAUGGCAAUCUCGGGAUCGCCAUUGGCAGGAUGUUCUUUUGAACUCUCAUGGAGGAGAGUUGCGCAAAGUCAUGCUGUUCAUUGAGCUUCACAGAGGUAUUCUAUGUUGCAAUGAGCAUUGUCCUGAGCCGGGCAACUUCUCACGAGAAAGGUGUAUUCCAAGGCAUCGAAUCACGCAGGGUGGGGCAAUCUACCUGUGUGUCAAUCAACUCAGAGAGAUGGUUACCCUUCUCCUCAACUCUCGAAAAAUGAAGAUUGAAGAAUUGGUCGUGGGUUGGUCUAUGAGCCCAUGGAUAUCAGGCCAUCAUCAGAACCUUGCAAGGACUGUGCUGGAACCCCUUUCUGUACUGCGUGGAUGGGUCACAAACGUUUCUCUGGGACUUCCGGGUUGGGAAAGCGCAGAUUGGGUGUAUGAUAUCGUGAGUGAUUUGGUCUUGAAAGAAACGGAGUGAUGUGGGUCUCUGUUCUCCUUUUGAUAUUCUUGUUCUUCUUUUCAAAAAGGAAUCUUCAAGUUCUCAUUGACGCGAGCUGUGUUUUGGGGAGUGGCAAUGAAUUUGAAAGAUGAAAGUGGAUUGCAAAGAUGGAGAUACGCCUGGGAGGCCUCAUCCUCCAUGUUCACCAUGAAGCUACGUCCAAAAUUGCCAAAUAUUACUCUACAUCACAUUACUUAUAAUUUACUUGGCUUCGAGGUCAACCUUGAGCAGAAUUACAAAUUAUUC
Molecule: messenger RNA, 1067 nt
Organism: Mollisia scopiformis
Lineage: Eukaryota; Fungi; Ascomycota; Leotiomycetes; Helotiales; Mollisiaceae
Exons: 1
Coding region: 84-800 (238 amino acids)
Source: RefSeq, a predicted model, not a curated record